GCCACACACAAGGCUGUAGCUUCUGGAACCUCCUCCCCUCCCGAUCCGUCUCCUAUAAAGCGGAGCUUGAGCUCUCCUCGCCCCCACACCACAGCUUCCGCCAUUGAUCACUGCGCACACAAGCUCACGCAUCGUCAGGAAGAGAGGUAGACAGGGGCCAAUCAAGAAGCAGAGAUGGCGGGGGAGAAGAAGGGCCUGCAGCUGCUGGACUUCUGGGUGAGCCCGUUCGGGCAGCGCUGCCGCAUCGCGCUGGCCGAGAAGGGACUCCCCUACGAGUACCUGGAGCAGGACCUGCGCAACAAGAGCGAGCUCCUGCGGCGCUCCAACCCGGUGCACAAGAAGAUCCCCGUGCUCCUCCACGGCGGCCGCCCCGUCUGCGAGUCCCUCAUCAUCGUCCAGUACAUCGACGAGGCGUUCCCGGCCGAGCCGGGGCUGCUCCCCGCCGACCCCUACGCGCGCGCGCAGGCCCGCUUCUGGGCCGACUACGUGGACAAGAAGCUCUACGACUGCGGGACCCGGCUGUUGAAGCUCAAGGGCGAGCCCCAGCAGCAGGCCCGCGCGGAGAUGCUCGAGAUCCUCCGGACGCUGGACGGCGCGCUCGGCGACGGCAAGUUCUUCGGCGGCGAGGCGUUCGGCUUCGCCGACGUCGCGCUCGCGCCGUUCACGGCGUGGUUCCUCACCUACGAGCGCCACGGGGAGUUCAGCGUGGAGAAGGAGUGCCCCAGGCUGGUGGCGUGGGCGAAGCGCUGCGGGGAGAGGGAGAGCGUCGCCAAGAACCUCCCGCCGCCGGAGAAGGUCUACGAGUUCGUCGCCGGCAUGAAGAAGAGGUUCGGUAUCGAGUAAACGUUAGUUGUUGUGGUGCGGCGUGGCUCGGUUGGGGUCUGUGUGUGUGUGGCGAUGGGAUACUAUACUUGUUUUCCUACCUGCCAGUACUGUCGGUUGGGUGUUGUUGGUGUCAAGUGUCAUUGUGUCCCGAUCUGGCGUGCAGGUGCACCGGCUGGCCCGUGUGGCCAUCCUGCACUCCAGCAAGGGAGAAAAGCUAAACAACGCUCGGUUGUUUUGAAUAAAGAAUAAAGGAUUUCCGUGGAUUUCUUGGU
This is a messenger RNA of Panicum virgatum (switchgrass), 1097 nucleotides long. Its product is annotated as probable glutathione S-transferase GSTU1. Lineage: Eukaryota; Viridiplantae; Streptophyta; Magnoliopsida; Poales; Poaceae. The transcript has a single exon. Gene Ontology annotation, molecular function: glutathione transferase activity. The coding region runs from base 175 to 843 and encodes 222 amino acids. Gene Ontology annotation, biological process: glutathione metabolic process. Gene Ontology annotation, cellular component: cytoplasm. The record is from RefSeq and is a predicted model, not a curated record.